AUGAUAGAGUCGCAGCUGAUGCUCGAGGAUCUUCUGUACGACCUUCUGCCAGUGCUUGGCUUCGUGCUUUUUGGUUCCAGUAUUCUGAUUUUGGUCGUUAUGCGCAAAUCAACGGGAGCGUUCCGAUUUACCGUCUGGUUCGCUGUAAACGAUCUCCUUGUGGGAUUAGCGACCAUCUAUGCUGGUUUCUAUGGAGUAGUCUUAACAAUUUAUGGUAAAAGUGGAGAGAUGGUUACACCGAGCAGAUGCUUACUGCCUGCUAUUCACGUUCCUGCAUGGUUAUUCUUCGAUGUCUUUCAUUUGCUAUUACUUUUGAUGUUUUGCUUCGAUAGACUUAUGUUGAUGUUUGUGCCCGUGGCAUACUCAAGGGUCUCCGCCGUCUACCUGAAUUGGGCAAUUUUCUUCAUUCUUUUCGUCGCCAGUGGCGCUUUUGUAUCACCCGCAUUUGCUCUUUCUAUAGAGUCGCUCCGCAACGAGUCGAUAGUAAUUCCAUCCAUUUGUCGACUAGCUGACGUUACUGGAGAAAAUUACUACCUCAUGCACACGUUGGCGAUGCAAUGGGUGCCAUUAGCUGGAAUGGCUUGUGUGAUGCUAUCAUUGCUAAUGUAUGGAAUUAGACGUACAAGGCAAAAGUGGUCCUACAACUGGUCUGAAGAAUCGGAAAAUUCAAAGCAGCUAUACGUCGCAAUCUUUCUACGAUGUCUCCUUAUGGUAUUUUCGGUGCAUGUUCCACUUCUUUUCCUGUAUCGUACUCCAUCAAUGAAUCAGCUUGACGAUAUCAAAGACUUUCUUGUAAGGAUUCCAUACUAUACAUUCGUUGGAGCCUUACAACCUCUUUGGUACGUGCUCGCGAUGCCAGAAUUCUCUAACAAUAUUCGUCUUCUUUUCAACCAAUACGGACAGAAUACAGAAAGGAAGUGGCAGAGUGCAGAUGAUCCGCCUCAAAGCGUAGAUAAUAUGGAUCCCCAUGGAGAUGUAAAUCCAUGGGGAUCAUGGUAUUCAUCAGCAGGUAACGUGACUGGAGAAGCCGGUUUACCUCUUGGAAACGAAAGAAGCAUAAGUUUCUACUAUGAAGGCCAAUAG
Molecule: messenger RNA, 1083 nt
Organism: Cylicocyclus nassatus
Lineage: Eukaryota; Metazoa; Nematoda; Chromadorea; Rhabditida; Strongylidae
Source: the annotation of a GenBank genome assembly